This is a messenger RNA of Solanum pennellii, 732 nucleotides long. RefSeq lists its product as uncharacterized. The coding region runs from base 1 to 732 and encodes 243 amino acids. The record is from RefSeq and is a predicted model, not a curated record. The transcript is spliced from 3 exons. NCBI's taxonomy places the organism in Eukaryota, Viridiplantae, Streptophyta, Magnoliopsida, Solanales, Solanaceae.
AUGCGCAAUGUAGCACGUAUUGAGGAAGAAAGGAAGGAACUAGCAAAGAGUCAAGACUGCACAUUCGAUGGAGGUCUACCCAAGUUUUACAUUACUGAGAUAGUCAGGGAUUUUGCAGAAUGUGUUAAAGACAUGGGCAUCAAUGAAAUACAAUGGAAAGGUAAUCACUAUACUUGGAAUAACAAACAGACUGGUAGUGCUAGAAUUUCAAGUAGGAUUGACAGAGCCUUUGGGAAUGAUGCAUGGAUGGAAAAAUGGGGUCAUGUUAUUUUGGAGUAUGGGAAUCCAGGUGUCUCUGAUCAUAGCCCUAUGCAAUUGUUACUACAACAAACUCAACAUCAGGCCAACAGAUCGAAGGCUAGAAUGGAACUUGCAGAGAUUCAAGAACAGCUAUACAGUCAGGCAAAUGAUGAGUUAAUUGCUAAAGAAAAAGAGUUACUGAUAAAGCUGGAAAAGUGGUCAGUGAUAGAGGAAAGUGCUCUAAGGCAAAAAGCAAGGGCAAAAUGGAUACAGCUGGGGGAUGCAAAUAACAAAUACUUUAGUUCAGUGAUAAAGGAGAGAACUCAAAAGAAGCAUAUUAGAAAUAUUUUAUCUAUAGAUGGAAGGAUGUUGUAUGAACCUCAAGAGAUUCAAGAUACGUUUGUUUUGUUUUAUAAAAUUCUUAUGGGAACUUCAGCAGGUAAACUUCCAGCUAUAAAUGCUCAGGUGAUGAAAAGAGGGCCUGUAUUGUAA